Messenger RNA from Lathyrus oleraceus (garden pea), 894 nucleotides. RefSeq lists its product as uncharacterized. The record is from RefSeq and is a predicted model, not a curated record. The transcript has 3 exons. Bases 1 to 894 code for a protein of 297 amino acids. Gene Ontology annotation, molecular function: zinc ion binding; nucleic acid binding. NCBI's taxonomy places the organism in Eukaryota, Viridiplantae, Streptophyta, Magnoliopsida, Fabales, Fabaceae.
AUGACUACUGAGGAAAUUAUCGGUACUACUGCGGCUGCUGCUGUUGUCCACGUUCUGACUGAGGAUAUCCAUGUUGCUCCUUCUGGAUCACCCGAACAAACUAAUGGUAAGAACUCUGGAGAUUCAUAUGAAAUUUCUAAAAUUGAUGAAUCUGCGAGUAAUUUACAGCUCAGGAAAGAAAUCGGCUUAUGGCAUGAGAGUGAUUAUCUCUGCAAAAAUCACAUUUUGAACAGUAUUGCUGACGAUUUGUACGAUUACUAUAGUAAUUGUAAGACUGCUAGACAGGUAUGGGAAACUCUGCAAAAGAAAUAUGAUACUGAAGAAGCAGGUGCAAAGAAAUAUGUUGUCAGCCGCUAUUUGAACUAUAAGAUGGUGGAUGAAAGGUUUAUGGAAGCUCAAAGCCACGAAAUUCAAAUAAUUGCUCAUGAAAUCAUAACUGAAGAGAAAGCUAGGAGACAAGAUCAAAAAGAUGCAGUCUUAGUUGUUUCUAACAACAAUAAGAGAUUCAUUGUGGUUCUGAAGCCUACGGGCAAACCAUUAAAGAAUCAAAAUUGCAAUGUUGUGAACCGAAUUAAGAAUGGGAAUCCCUCAAGGGUCCCAUAUGCUCCGAAUGUUAGACAUCAACCACCACCUCAGAGAAAUGACGCUUUGAUCUUCACUUGCUUUAAUUGUGGAAAAUCGGGUCAUGUGGCUAAGAAAUGUAAGAGCCAGCCUAAACAUGUUGGCUCUAAUGCAUAUGUUAAUCUGACUGGUGAGCAAUUCAUUGCUAUGAUCACUGAAAUCAACAUGGUUGGUGGAAGUGAUGGUUGGUGGAUAGACAUCGGCGCCUCACGUCAUGUCUGUUAUGAUCGUGCUAUGUUUAAGACAUACACAAAUGUUGAAGAUAAAAAGUGA